AUGUUUAUUUAUAUUAAAACUUCCCUUUUUGCUAUAUAUUUAUUUUUAAUAGUUGUUGUAUAUCUUAUGAACUUGUUAAUUGGAUUACUCAAUUAUGCAAUUGAAGAAGAUAAUAAUAGAGUCUCAUAUUUGAUGCAGAAGGCAGAGAUUUUGGCUGAGAUUGAGUUAUUUUACCUAUUACCACAUCAGAGACGUUGGCGAACAUGGUUUCCUGAAGUAAUACAUUAUUAUGCCGAUUUUGAUAAGACUCGAGGAGAAGUUCAAAGAUUGAUUAAAGAGGGUGAAUGGAAUACAAAGGAAUUCACAGAGAUGCGGAAUAUUUUAUUAAAAAAACUUGAAAUUGAACAUAAUCCUAUUGACAAUGAGGCAAUAUUGGAGAAAUUAAAAUCCCAUGAGAAAUUAUUGAAAGAAAAUAAUAAUGAAGAAUUAGAGAAAUUAUUGAAAGAAAUAUGUGCAAAAUGAUUUUAAUAUUAU
Molecule: messenger RNA, 474 nt
Organism: Rhizophagus irregularis DAOM 181602=DAOM 197198
Lineage: Eukaryota; Fungi; Glomeromycota; Glomeromycetes; Glomerales; Glomeraceae
Source: RefSeq, a predicted model, not a curated record